Messenger RNA from Paramisgurnus dabryanus, 1089 nucleotides. NCBI's taxonomy places the organism in Eukaryota, Metazoa, Chordata, Actinopteri, Cypriniformes, Cobitidae. The record is from RefSeq and is a predicted model, not a curated record.
AUGGAGAGCAACAUGAGCGCACACGUGUAUCCGGGCGUCUGUGACCCGUCCACCAAACACCCGCACCGGGCGGCUCUGAUUCUGGCACGCGGUGGCAGUAAAGGAAUACCGUUGAAGAACAUCAAGGUUCUUGCUGGAGUUCCUCUCAUCGGAUGGGUCGUGAGAGCUGCUCUGGAUUCAGAUGUCAUUGACAGUGUUUGGGUGUCUACUGAUCAUGAUGAGAUUGAACAAGUUGCUCGAAUCUGUGGUGCAAAAGUUCACCGGCGCAGUCCUGAAGUUUCCAAAGACUCCUCCAGCUCACUGGAGACCAUCAAAGAUUUCAUCUGGCAUAGAUCUGAGGUGGACAUUGUUUGCCAUAUUCAGGCAACUUCCCCAUGUCUGCACCCGUUUCAUAUCACUGGAUCUCUGCAGAUGAUCACUGAACAGGGUUAUGACUGUGUGUUCUCAGUUGUGCGCAGACAUCAGUUUCGCUGGACUGAGGUGAAGAAAGAGGGUGAACGCACGAAGCCUCUGAACAUCAAACCAGGAUACAGAAAACGACGUCAAGACUGGUCCGGGGAGCUCUAUGAAAACGGAUCUUUCUACUUUUACACAAGAGAAGCUGUGGAAAAGGGCCUUCCGGAGGAGCUGAAGUGGGGCUACUAUGAGAUGCUCCCAGAAUACAGUGUUGAUAUUGAUGUGGAUAUAGAUUGGCUGGUGGCUGAGCAGAGAAUUUUGAGGUUUGGAUAUUUUGGAGAAAAAAAGAAAACAGAGAUAAGGUUGUUUCUGUGCAGUGUUUCUGGCUGUCUGACAAAUGGUCAGAUAUACGUGUCUGUUUCAGAGGAGCAGUUUGUUGCCAUCAAUGGUCGAGACCUGGCAGGAAUUCGAAUGCUACAGAGGGAAGACAUUGAGGUGAUUCUUAUAUAUAAUGUGAAUGAGACGGUGUCCAAAGAUCUGCUGGAGACCAUUUCUAAGCAGACAGGCUGUCACAUUAGACUCGUGACGGAGAAGAAAGAUCUGGAGUGUCUGAUGACCGAGAAAAACAUGCAGAAGGAUGAGGUGGCCUUCAUGGGUAAGAUUCACAUUAAUGGUUACAGGUGCAGAAUGUGA